Messenger RNA from Pseudonaja textilis, 1773 nucleotides. RefSeq names its product DET1 and DDB1 associated 1 (gene DDA1). Gene Ontology annotation, cellular component: Cul4-RING E3 ubiquitin ligase complex. The record is from RefSeq and is a predicted model, not a curated record. NCBI's taxonomy places the organism in Eukaryota, Metazoa, Chordata, Lepidosauria, Squamata, Elapidae. Gene Ontology annotation, biological process: positive regulation of proteasomal ubiquitin-dependent protein catabolic process.
GCCUUCGUCAUGGGCGUCGCCGAGCAGGGAACCCAGAAAGAGGAGGAGGAGGAGGAGGAAGAUGAGAAGUUGGUGAGGAGGUGCCUGGUGGGGGGAAAAUGGCUGACUUUCUGAAAGGAUUGCCAGUUUAUAACAAAAGCAACUUCAGCCGAUUCCAUGCAGAUUCUGUAUGCAAAGCAUCGAACAGAAGACCUUCAGUUUACCUUCCGACACGGGAAUAUCCAUCAGAACAGAUAAUUGUCACAGAAAAGACAAAUAUACUCUUGCGUUACUUACAUCAGCAGUGGGACAAAAAGAAUGCAGCAAAGAAAAGAGAUCCUGAGCAAGUGGAAAUAGAAGGUGAAAACUCUGCCCCACCUCGCAAAAUUGCCCGGACAGACAGCCAAGAUAUGAAUGAGGACACUUAAAAUUCUCUCCAGUCUUCUGUGUUAAAAUUUACAGGCGCUUCCUGUGUGGGUUUUAUUUUUUUUAUUUUUUUCUGUGUGUCUUUCAGUGUGUACACAGGCACGCACAUGUACAUACACACUCACGCACACUUCCGUCAGCCCUCUGCCUUCCCCGUCUCUUCCUCCUGCCCUCCGUCGUGCAGCCUAUACCACUUCUGACUUAGUAGAAGCCAAUGUAUUUAUUUUUGGGGUCCGGGAGGGAGGUUUCUUUUUCCAUUUUUUUUUAUUAUUUAUGCGUGCGCGCUCUCGCACUCUCUCAAGUUCAGAACCAAUCGGAAAGUAAUGAUGUUUAAUCUGUGAUCAGUGCUUUUUUAAAAAAAACAUGAAAAAAAAAAUCCACUUUUGUGGCUACCCCCUCCCCCCCCUUUUUUUUGGAGAAAGGAGCUGCUUUCUGAAGAAGGAGCUCAGUUCAUGCUGAUGGCACGCCCUCCGCAUUGUCUCCUCUGUUCAUACUAUCAAGAAUUUCCAUCUCACAAUUACUGUACAACUACUGGUGUGUCAUGACUUACCAUUGUUUCGAUAACAGGAGGAACUCGUAAGGUGGGGGCUGGGGUCGGAAUGCUUAUUUCUUACCCAUCCUUCUCUGGGCAUAUUCCUUCCUGCAUACCAUUUUCUAUAUUCCAGCAACAGUGAGAGGUGGGGUCAGGUUGUUUGUGGUGGUCUCUCUUCAGCUGAUGAUCUCUAGUGGAGAUUGUACCCAUUUUGCUGGCAAAUGUUGUGUUAUCAUGUUACCUUCUCUGGCCUGUCCUCCUCCUCCCCACCCUCUGGCUCCCCUCUCACCCUGGGAAACUCAUUAGCACAUCGGGUCGUAGAUAGCAAACAAAAACCCACUUGGGCUUCCCGGCAUCUCUUUGGUACCACUCUUUGGACGGACCAGUUCUGUGCAACUUUUCAAGUAGAAUAAAGCGGGAUAUUUCUCACCACUUUCGACGAGUUCUUGUUUUAAAAAAGAAAAAAAACUCUUGUUGGAAACUCUAGGCCAAGGGCCAGCAACAUGGCUUUCUGGAGCUGCCUGCAGUUCCGAGAUUAGUUGCAAACCCCUCGUGCAAGAAAUCAGAUCCCUGGUAAGGGGUCAGCGUCCUUUCUUGCAGCCUGCUGCUUGAAAGAGAGAAGUGUGCGUGUCAGAGAAUGUGUGUCUGUCAGAUGUUUGCAAAACGUUUCAAGGUCAUUGCCUUGAUUUUGAAAUUGAUCCUAAAUCUGAUUUGAAGUUGGAAUGCUCUUGGUAGGAUUGGUACAAGGCAGAAUACUCAUUCUAAGGUUGGAAUAUCUGUACGACCAAAACAUUUUAACCUUAUAAAUAAUUCUGCGCACUUUUAGUCCCCACUUU